AUGUGGGGAUUGAUCUACAAAGGAGGGUCACACUUCAAUCCAUACCGACAUUUUGGACAACCAACUUUGUGGCCAAGAGGCUACCCUCUUAGUUCCAUUGGAGAAAACAUCUCUACUGAAUAUGUACUGAGUCACUGGAAAACACCAUCUAUUCAACAGGGUAUGGUCAACGGUGACCCGGAUAUGGAUGCCAUUUUUAGACUGACCCGGAAACAAACCCAUUCUCAGCUCAAUGUGACCUUUGAUGACCGAGCUCCACCAGCAAUUGUUCCAGCUGGUGUGUUCUCUCCCUUUAAUUCCCAGAAUACACUUUUCCUCUAUGAUGCAUUGUGGGCUCUCUUGAUUCCAACCACAACUACCUUCCGAGUAUGCGACAUCUGGAGAGGCUACUGGGCUCAGCGACUUCUUUGGGAGAUGGGAGCAAACCUCGGAUUCUUUCCACCAAAUGCAUUCCAAAAGAGGAACUUACAUUCCUACAUCAGGGAUGCUGCGAAUGAAAAGGAUUUGUAUUUUGAAACUGAACGUCUUGUCGACUUCCUUCGAAAGUGGACAUGUGAACCAGACAAAACAUUCUUUGCUUGUAUGACUAAACUGUCUAUAGACAUGGCACAUGAGCAAUUUUGGAAGACAGCGGAUGCUGACCUCAUUCACUUCUGGAUCAAAGACCUCAAAGCUAUGGGAUACAAAGAACCAAGCCGAAUUCCAUUUGGUUCCCUUCAAAACGGCGUGCAAGUCAUACUAGAUUCGAAAUUGCCAAAUCAAACUCGCCUGACAAAUCAACAGGUCAAUGUCACAUUCUGGGCAGCUGAACAGACACCACCUCUAGUAUAUUCCACAUGCAAGGGUUAUGUCUCCCCCCAUCGGAUUCUCGACCGAUGGGGGGAGGGGUGA
This is a messenger RNA of Haliotis rubra (blacklip abalone), 891 nucleotides long. Its product is annotated as probable glycosyltransferase STELLO1. The transcript is spliced from 2 exons. The record is from RefSeq and is a predicted model, not a curated record. The coding region runs from base 1 to 891 and encodes 296 amino acids. NCBI's taxonomy places the organism in Eukaryota, Metazoa, Mollusca, Gastropoda, Lepetellida, Haliotidae.